AUGGCUCUUUCGCUGUUUCUGCUAUACUUCUUGCUCUGUGCUACUGAAGUCUUGAGCUUGGGCAAUGUUAUCGUACGUGACUUAGAGCCUGAUGACACAAUGCUGUCCGAGCGACGAUUGAGAGCAGCUAAACGAAGCCAUGAGCUUGGCGCUCGCGAUGUCAAAGGCUUUCUCCAAUAUGACCACAACUUGCACUACUUGGACGCUGAAACUCAUGGGUCGACCUCUCAAUUCGCGGCCAAACUGGGCAUGCAAUUUAAAAUUCCAGCUCUCAUGCUCGAGGACGUUGAGCAUCAUAUCGAAAGUAUCGGCUGCUACUCCUCUGAAAUACACUUGUAUAUCAAAUCGGCGGAGGUCUUAAAGCGCACCCACAAUGAAUUCACGGGCGUCGACCACUUUCUUCUUGUUACUUCGCACGAAGGCUGUAAUGAGGAUGGAGAGCGAAACCCGCACAUUACAACGGAAAUGGCUAAGGAGGAUCAUAGGGUAUCUGAAGCUGCACUGGAUCUUGAUAAUCACGUCAUCGUUCUCUCCGUCACUAGGGUACCCUGGAAGAGCACUUUCAAAUCGAUGACGCUCGACUUCGGUAAAAGUGACGACGAAUUUGUGCUCCGUCGACAUGGCAGAUUAGAACCUCGACAGGCAGCUGCAACAUCAUCUGUGGCGGCGACAUCGUCGGUGGCGUAUCCCGCAGCACCCUCGUCCACGCCCAACAAUUGGAAUGCAAGUGCGAGCUUCAACAAACAGUGGCUUGAUACAUCUAUUUUGCCUCCGGAUCCAUCUUUGGGGAAGCUCUCUGUCAGCGGCCCUGAAAUACCGCCCGUUGGCUUUAAUGUAAAGUGCAAAAACUGCACCAUCCAAGGGAAUAUCGAUCUCGUCGCUGGAUCUCUGACCGUGGGAGGAAUGAAUCACGCGAGCCCUAAUACAACCCAGGGCAUCGUGAACCUUACCGAGAGUGUCAUAGACUAUGUCGAACACGGCUAUGUACAGUUCACAUCGAACAAUUUCGGUGCUUACAUUGAGCUCGAGAGCACCGUCAGCACUUCCGCGACACUCUACAACUACACGGCGCCUUUACCAACAAUUCCAUUGACGCCCUUCCAGGUCAGAGCUUCUCGUCUCAACAAAGUUACGCCGAUCCCGGGUAUCGCAUCCGUGGGACCUGAGCUUGUGCCUUUGGUUUUCGUGGGGUUCAAACUUGAAGCUAGCAUCGAUUUCUUCUACGGCUUCGAAGUACAAACGCCUCUAACCCCCCAACCCAGCUCCAACACCAAGGUAACCGCCCUCCCCUUCCAAGCCGCCCUCCCCAACCUCGCCCUAACAGCCGUCGGCGGCUUCCAACCCCAACUCCUCCUCGGCAUCUCCUUCUUCAGCGGCAAAGGCACCGCCGGCGCCGGCCUAUUCCUCGACGCCCCCCUCCUCACCAGCACCCUCUCGACCGUCAGCCACGUGAGCUCGACGUGCGAAAACGUCACCGGCAACGCCGUCGCCAACGGCAUCAUCAACGACAUCUUCGACACCCUGACCCACGUCGACGCGAGCGUGGACGUCGGACUGGGUCUCACGGCGCAGGCGGAAGUCGACGUGGGGGACUACUCGUUCAGGGAUAACAAGCCGUUCAGUUUGCUCGAGACGUCGUAUGCGUUGCCGACGGCGUGUAUGAGUUUUGACGCGGGGGCGAAGAGCUACGGUCCCGCCAGCGCUACGACGUCUGCUACCGGGAGCGCGAGUGCGACCAAGGGCCAUAACGGGGGCAAAAGCGGAGCAGUUGCGGGCGCCAUUAAUCCGUUUGGAGCACAAGGCGCUGGGUGGAGAGGCUUGAUGGCGGUUUCUGGACUUAUGGUUGUUGGGUCUGUUUGUUUCAUCAUUUUAUAA
This is a messenger RNA of Letharia lupina, 1875 nucleotides long. RefSeq lists its product as uncharacterized. Bases 1 to 1875 code for a protein of 624 amino acids. NCBI's taxonomy places the organism in Eukaryota, Fungi, Ascomycota, Lecanoromycetes, Lecanorales, Parmeliaceae. The transcript has 6 exons. The record is from RefSeq and is a predicted model, not a curated record.